CCGGAAGCUGGCCUAGGCGGAUGUCUCCGGCGCGACCGUGCACGGGGCUGAGGGCCGCAGUGGCUGCCAGCGUGGGGUUGAGCAAGGGGCCGACGGGCUCCGCUCGUAGCGGACGCCUUCUCCGCCCGCCGAGCCCCGCUCUAGCGGCGCCGGGGGCCCGGCUGUUGCGGCUCCCGGGAAAUGGGGCCGUGCAGGCCUCAAGUCCUGAGCGCGCUGGCUGGACCGAGACACUGCGGGCCGCCGUGGCCGAGCUGCGCGCCGGCGCCGUGGUGGCCGUCCCCACAGACACGCUGUACGGCCUGGCCUGCUCGGCGAGCUGCUCGACGGCACUGGACGCUGUGUACCGCCUCAAGGGCCGCAGCGAGACCAAGCCGCUGGCCGUUUGCCUGGGCCGCGUGGCCGACGUCUACAGAUAUUGCCAAGUAAGAGUACCCGAGGAGCUCCUCAAAGACCUGUUGCCAGGUCCAGUGACCCUGGUGAUGGAACGCUCAGAAGAGCUCAACAAAGACCUGAACCCCUUUACUCCUCUUGUAGGUAUCCGGAUUCCUGACCAUGCCUUCAUGCUGGAUUUGGCCCAGAUGUUUGGGGGACCUCUUGCUCUCACCAGUGCCAACCUCAGCUCCCAGGCCAGUUCUCUGAAUGUUGAGGAGUUCCAAGACCUUUGGCCUCAUUUGUCCCUGGUCAUUGAUGGGGGACCAAUUGGGGAUGGUCAGAGCCCUGAGUAUCGCCUUGGUUCUACUGUGGUUGACUUAUCUGUGUCUGGAAAGUUUGGCAUCAUUCGUCCAGGCUGUGCCCUGGAAAGCACUACAGCCAUUCUCCAACAGAAGUACGGGCUACUCCCCUCACACAGGUCCUGCCCAUGAAAUUCAGGAGAAGGACCCAAGGACAGUGCUGGAUACUAUGUGUCUGUCCACUGGUGAUUGUCAAGGCCUCAUUUGCAGAGGCCACUGGAGCCACAUCACUAGCCUAUUCUUUAGGCAACACGUCUUUCUGAAUACUAGACCAGAAGCUGCUGGUUUAACCACUUUGUGGGAAGGUUAUAUUUCUUCUGUGGUUGCAUACAUCAGCAAAAAGUUGAAUAAAAAGGUUAAGAACAUUCCUAGGGUGGUCUUAAAUCUGAUCAGUUUCUCCUCUCCCUCCCUCUCUCUUUUAAAUUGAAAAGUAAGCUGGUCACAGUGGCUCAAGCCUGUGAUCCCAGUAACCUGAGGCAGAAGAAUAACAAAUUCGAGACCAGCCACAGCAGCUUAGCCAAGCCCUAAUCAGCUUGAGACCCUGUCUCAAAAUUCAAAAAGGACUGAGGAUGUGGCUCGGUGGUUAAGAGCCCCCGGAUUCAAUCACCAAUACCAAAAAGUCAGGUGACCAAAAGCAAGGGUUUGCUGGCUCCUCAGGCUGGAACCAGGUUAAAAUAAAAAUUGUAGAACUGCAGACCAAACAUUUUCCUCCAAAUCUGUGGGGCCAGUAGGGUGGUUGUGAUUGCCUGGCAGGGAGAGUUGUCAUUUUGGCCUGAAGGGAGAUUUGAUGGGGGAGUGGGGGGCUGCAAAUUAAAUAAUACUGGAAACCAAAUCCUUUUCAGCCAGUGACUUUUUCUUAUUUAUUUAUAAAAUAAAUUAUAGUUGAUUAUAUGUAUAUGCCUUUAUUUAACUCCAGUGUUUACUCAGCAGCCUUUUAUCUUUGUUCAGUAUGUAUACCAAAUGUUAGACAUAACUAUUGUUGGGCAUUUGAGCUUUGUUUUUCUUUACUAUUAAAAAAUGCUAUUAAACAUU
Ictidomys tridecemlineatus (thirteen-lined ground squirrel) is the source of this 1763-nucleotide messenger RNA. RefSeq names its product yrdC N6-threonylcarbamoyltransferase domain containing (gene Yrdc). Gene Ontology annotation, molecular function: double-stranded RNA binding; nucleotidyltransferase activity; tRNA binding. NCBI's taxonomy places the organism in Eukaryota, Metazoa, Chordata, Mammalia, Rodentia, Sciuridae. Gene Ontology annotation, biological process: regulation of translational fidelity. The record is from RefSeq and is a predicted model, not a curated record. Gene Ontology annotation, cellular component: cytoplasm.